Messenger RNA from Solea senegalensis (Senegalese sole), 5560 nucleotides. It is a transcript of the gene syt3, whose product is annotated as synaptotagmin III. NCBI's taxonomy places the organism in Eukaryota, Metazoa, Chordata, Actinopteri, Pleuronectiformes, Soleidae. Gene Ontology annotation, molecular function: calcium-dependent phospholipid binding; clathrin binding; phosphatidylserine binding. The transcript has 13 exons. Gene Ontology annotation, biological process: cellular response to calcium ion; regulation of dopamine secretion; calcium-ion regulated exocytosis. Gene Ontology annotation, cellular component: membrane. The record is from RefSeq and is a predicted model, not a curated record. Bases 768 to 2459 code for a protein of 563 amino acids.
CAGACUAUUAGUAUUCAGAGCACAGGGAGGAAAAAUAGAGGAGGGAGCGAAAGAGAGAGAGAGCGAGAGAGAGAGAGAGAGGGGAUAGUGAAAGAGAGGGAAGGGAAAAAAACACAAGGAGGGGGAAAAUAUAAGAGAAGAACACAGGAAACAGGAGGGAGAAGAGGGGAGGGGAGAGAUAUCAUAUUGUUCAUUUCUCCCUCUCAGUCUGCAUUCCCGGUUGAGAGAGAGAGGGAGAGAGAGCGAGAGCGGAAUGCUCCUUUACAGGCGUCGCAUCUGACUAAAGCAGCGUAAAUAGGAAACUGGACUGAGAGGGAGGCAGCAGUUUCUGCAACGCCAAGGUGAUGGUGGAGCGCUUUAAAAUAAGAGUCUCUCAAUUCUGAAAGUGACCUCCGAUCCACACUGAUGUGUUGGACAGACCACAGAAACCUGUGUGUUCCUCUAUUUCCUGUCGGAGCUACAUGACUAAGAACUCAACUCAGCUCCCGAACCUCCGCUUCUCUGCAGGGAAAGUGAGAGGGGCGUGGGUGUCGCUCAGUUACACAUGAGCACAUCAGUCUGGUCUUGGUGAUCCGGACCGAGACACCCCUCAGAGCCCCUCGUGUUCCGCCUACAGCCGCCCCUGCCUCCCUCUUCUCAGGUCACACCUUGUAAAAGGUGGACGAGCCAAGACUCUACUUACCCGAGUGCCGUCCGCUAGGUGAGGGCGGGCGAGGGCUGUGUCAUCAUUGGCUGGCUGCUGGUGAGAGUGCGAUGCAGAUUGGAGGAUGUCGGGGGACUGGGAUGAAGACCUGUGUAAGAAGGCGCUGAUGUUGGUGGAGGAGCUGUGCUUCAACUCCCAAAGAGGUUACAGCCAGAGCAAAAGCUGCCUGGAGUUCAGCUACCUGCUGAGAGGACGCAACAGACAGCUGGACCCAGAGAUCUCUGUCAGUCUGCUGUCUGUUAUUGUGACAUUCUGUGGCAUCGUCCUCCUCUCCGUCUCCCUCUUCGUCUCGUGGAAGCUCUGCUGGCUGCCAUGGCGGGACAAGGAGGGCGGAGGCUUGAGUCUGACGUCGGGGCUGCUGCCUGGAACCGCCGGUGUUGGAAACCUCGGAGGCGCAGGGGGCUCGUCGCUCUUACCCCCGCUGCUGCAGAGGAAGGAGGGCCACUCCUCAUCCUCGCUCUACCCCACCCUGGGUCAGCAGGGCCAGCAUCACCCCCACUUCUCUGACCUGGUAGGGCUGGAGAGAGGGGAGGUUGGAGUUGUGGUCGGGGGGCCGAAUGAGACCCAGGAGCAUUCAUACCUGGACAUGGAUUCCUACCCCAACAACGCUGGAACUCUGAAGCUGAGUCAGACGUCUCCAGACGUGCCCAACACAGAGGGUGGAGCCCAACCCCCAAAAGACCUGCCCAACGCUCAUUCCCAGCAGCAGGUCACCCCUCGGCCCAAGCCUAUGACUCACCAGCUCUCCAGUCCUGAUUUCCACGGUGAGGAGAAAGAGCAGGUGACCUGUAUUGGGCAGAUAAAACCGGAGCUCUACAGACCCAAGGGCGACCAAGGCGAAGGCAAACAGGGCGACACCUGCGGCAAGAUCAGCUUCCUCCUGCGCUAUGCCUUCAAUACGGAGCAGUUGGUGGUGAAGAUACUGAAAGCUUUGGACCUGCCAGCAAAGGACGCCAACGGUUUCUCUGAUCCUUAUGUCAAGAUCUACCUACUGCCAGACAGGAAGAAGAAAUUCCAGACCAAGGUUCACAGAAAGACCUUAAACCCAAUCUUCAAUGAGACAUUUCAGUUCGGCGUACCGCUGAAUGAGCUACAUUCCAGGAAGCUGCAUUUCUCUGUGUACGACUUCGACCGCUUCUCCAGACAUGACUUGAUCGGCCAGGUAGUGGUGGACAACCUGCUGGACUUCAGCGAGGGCAGUGGGGACAAACCUGUCUGGAGGGACAUCGUAGAGGGCACUGCGGAGAAGGCCGAUCUCGGGGAGCUUAAUUUCUCGCUGUGUUACCUGCCCACCGCUGGCAGGCUCACUGCUACAAUCAUCAAGGCCACCAACCUCAAAGCCAUGGACCUGACCGGCUUCUCAGACCCGUACGUGAAGGCCUCCCUGGUCUGUGACGGGCGAAGGUUAAAAAAGAGGAAGACUUCCAUUAAGAAAAACACACUGAACCCCACGUACAACGAGGCGCUGGUGUUUGACAUUCCCAAUGAAAAUAUAGAAAGCGUAUCCAUCAUCAUUGCAGUGAUGGACUACGACUGUAUUGGUCAUAACGAGGUUAUAGGGAUGUGUCGUGUAGGAAGCGAGGCUGACGGGCCAGGAAGAGAGCACUGGGCAUCCAUGCUGGCCAAUCCACGUAAGCCAAUCGAGCACUGGCAUCAGCUUGUGGAGGAAAAAGCAAUUGGUACAUUUGUGUCGAAGAGUGCUGCAACAUCCUCCCCGAAGCCACACAUCGUUGUGGACAGUCCUCACUCCGAUUAAAAACUGUCAUUACCGUCUCUCCAGCUCCAGACUUUCCUUUCUUCCCUCUCAUCUGUGAAUAAUUCUCUCCAUCAAAGAAAGAGAGACACAGAGACACUGCUAGUGUCCAACUGCUACUCGCUGUUUUGCUCCUGCUAAUGAAUCCUCCACGUCCUGCGCUGUCUUUAUCUGGCCCGGGAAAAACAACAACAUCGAACACGGUCGACGCGUCGAGCAACAGGCUACACGGGACACACACACACACACACACACACACACACAAGAUUACAGUAUGUGCGUAGUUCAUGUGUGUUUCAGAUUUAGUGUAGAAUCUCAUCUAGCAGGAGUGUGACGUGACACAUUUUUCUCUCUUGAAAACAAAAAAAAAGGAAAAAUAGACAGCCGUCAUAGAAUCAUCAUGUCAACCAGGACCAAAGGUUCAUGCCCUUGUACCGACUAGAAAAGAAGAAAAUCACCGUGUGUCCAGCAUAUGCCAUACUGUACUGGAAAGCACUUUUUUUUUUCCUGUAUAGAACAGACACAGCAUCCAUGGAGGAUUCUCCCGGCCAUUUUGGACGCCUUUCCCAGGCUCCUCACAAUCUGGUUUUGGACUUAUCUCGCUUAUUUUCCCCAGAGGAAUGACAACGAAGCAUCCAGUGGUCUUUAUUGAUGUCAGAGGAGCAAAAAAAUGAGAACAGACUCAUUGGUCUAAGCAUGUAACACAACCUUAAAAAUGUGUCCCAAUACGUCAUGCUUUUAGUCCCAGUCCUCAUGGUGCUCGUCUGUAUCAGAUUUUAUUCUUUUGAAUGAUGUGUCUUUUGUGUAUAAUUGUAACCAUCAGGAAAGGAUUUUAUUCAUGCCAUUAUUUUUUUUUUUAUACUGUCCACCAAUGAUGAGAUGUAUAAGCUAAAGAGAGACACGGACUGUUUGUUUGCCCCCAGCUUUCUGGCCAAAGUGGCACAUUUUUCCUAAAAUAGGACGAGACGGGUUGAAAAGCACAGCCUGUGUUUAGGACUGGACCAGCAUCAGAUUGGAGUGUACUCGCUGGAGGACGUAUACCAGGGAGAGAUAUCACCACUCUAUUUUAUUUUUCUACCAUUCCGGGACUUAUUGUUUCCUUCUCUCACGACACCAUCGCUCACCUUCGACCGAGAAACGUUUCUUCAAAAAUCUCCACAUACUUUCCCUGACAAGACUUAAGAAGAACACACACACCUGUGUUGCUUUUAUUAGUGUGUUUGUGAGUGUUUGUUUUGUAUUUGUGCGUGUCUGUGUGUGUGUGUGUGUGUGGGUGCGCGUGUCUGUGUGUGUCUCUGUGACAGUGUGCGUGACACGUUACUGUGCUCACCGCCUCCCUCGUCCUUUUUCUGUCUUCACGUCCCUCACUCCCCCCCCCGCGGCAUUCAGGGACUGAAAUGCUUGUCUCGGCGCCAAACGUGUCCCAUGUCUUUACAAGAAACCAUUUUUGUGUGUCCACGAGUGUGUGUGAGAGUACGUUUUGGGUGUAUGUAUGUAUGUGUGUGUACUUUACAUGCCUCAUUGCACUAGGUGGGGAAACUUGUCUUUCAUAGACAUUAGUUUGUAUUGUCUAUGUCGUCUCUGAAAUCAGCUGCCAAUCAUUCUACCCUCCUUUCCUCUCUAACCCUUUGCCUGAUGUAAGUAACUGUGUUGAUCGUGUACUUCUUUCAGUAAUUUGUGUACUGUAUGUGCGAGGAGGGAAAAAAAAAAGCAGAUGGCACAGUUGUUGAAAAUUAAAUUGUUGGGUGUGUUUUGAUUCAAUUUACCAGAAGGGAAUGCUUAUAAAAGAAAGAAAGAAAAAAAAAAUCUGAGGCUCAUUUGUUACGGCCUACGGAUCAUGACAAAUUUAGAUCCCCUUUAAGCAAGACAACAGGGAGGAGGUGUUGUGAGAGAAUAGGUGCGUCGUGGAACUUCUACACUUCCUAUGUAAUCAGAUACAGACCUAUAAAGCCGUGUCUGUCACUGCUACUACUGUAACCUCAGCAAACAAACGGUACAACACCUCACUACAGCUACUACAGUAUUGCUGUCGUUGCCAUUUGCCUCUCAUUGUUUGACACAACAACACACACUUUUAUCACAGACGUCUGUGUGUGUGUGUGUUUGCUUUAGGGGAGGGAUCCACUUUGUUUAUUUCUUUUUUCUUUUACCUUUGGAUCAUGGAACUGCAGUGAGAUUUACUGGUGUGCUUAAACAGGUAUUUGGAAGGUGAACACGACCCGCAUAAUACCCGGCCAGUACUCGAUGUGGUUUGUCACCUGGGGUGUUAUUGAUCAGCUUGUAUAAGUAGAUAUGGUAUUGAUCCAUUGGUCGCAAGGACCCAUAAUUCUCUCUCUCUUUCCCAGCCACCAUCUCGCUCUCCCUCCCUCUCUCUCUGCUUGUGUCUAUCCUAUUUAGCCCUUGUGUUACAGCCUGGUGAUAGAUUACAGAACUCAUAGUGGAACCAGCACUUUCCCUCACUCUCCUCCUCCCUCUGUCUGUCCCCCAUCUCCCUCCAUUUUUGUCUCUGUCUUUAUCCUUGCUUCUGCUCAUCUCUCACUCUAUUUUGUUCUACCAUCCCCUGCUCCUCUGCUCUUCUUUCUUUCUUUCUUUCUUUCUUUCCUCUGUGCCCCCCCUCCCUCCUCAACUCUCCUCCUCUCACUGUCUUCUCAUGUUAGUGCAGUUCUGAAUGGUCAUGGGGAAACAUGUUUGCAUGCUUAUAUUAACAUGAAUGAUGUCAACUUGAUACAAUGAAAAAUUAUAUAAGAGAUGCUUUAAGCAAAAUCUGACAAUGAACUUGAUACUAAUACUACUAAUGACAACUAAGUGGAGACCUCGCAUUUGUUUAUCUAUGUGGUCAAAAACAACAAUGAUGAAAUAACAUUGUUUUAUGCUGUAUUUAUCUUUCUCAAAUUGGUAUUCGUUUUGAUUUUCUGUUGUUUUUUAUAUAUAAUUUAUUCAAGAGGUUUACUUUUUUAUUGGUUUAUGCUGAGAAUUUGAAUGGGGGGUUUAGUCGGGGGAGAUUGUUUCAGUCGGGACAGCUGUAUCAGGAUGCAGGAUGUUGGUGAAUGUGUAACAGUAUGACUGAAGCAAUGAUAAAGGAAAUAAAGGAUAUGUAUAAUCCA